AUGAGCAAUUUAUACGGACUUGUCGAAGCGAUCGAGGGCAUGUUGGCUGAUCAGCAGCAGGAUUUCCUUGAUAACUGCUCGCAAGACGAAGUGCUGACCGCACGGGCGUACUCCGGGCCGGGCUCAGAAUAUCUAGGGGAGCUUCGCAUGGUGAUGUCCCAGCCGGGGCUUAGUCUUCUCGCCAGAGAACACCGCCAUGCGGUCAAGUCAAUACCAAGCAGGUCCUGCCCUUGGCCAGAACCGAUCGGAAAAUGCAACGAGGACUGUACCGUCUCCUGGCAGCUGGGGAUACCUUGUAGUCAUACAAUUUAUAAUAAGUUGGAAGCAGGAACAUUCUUAACGAAAUGGGACGUUCAUCCUCGGUGGCAUUUGAGGGAGCCGACUUCACGCAACCCCUACCGCAGAAUACUCGAUCCCAAGGUUGCAACAAGCCUUCGAGGGCGGCCGAAGAAUGCCACGCAACCUGUCCCGGAGAGUAUGGUAAUUAAUCGGCCAGCCAGUCAAAGCCGUGACGGCCUGGCAGCAACAGGCAAGACUAUUAAAGAGAGCAAGGUUACACGAAAGAAGGCUGCCCUCGGACCAGGCAAACAGACUGGCGUACGACAGGCUGGCCGCAGGAGGCAGCUCAGCGUACGGAGGACCCGAUCCGAAUGGGAGAUCAUCAGCGAAGAUGAGGCUCCGGAACCUGCCCCGAAACGUCAACGUCGAGGCUCUCGUAGGGUGCCAGCCGCUUCAGUGUCAUCCGCCGCCAAGGCUCGAACCCACUACACUGGAUAG
Messenger RNA from Pochonia chlamydosporia 170, 777 nucleotides. RefSeq names its product transposase. The coding region runs from base 1 to 777 and encodes 258 amino acids. The record is from RefSeq and is a predicted model, not a curated record. The transcript has a single exon. NCBI's taxonomy places the organism in Eukaryota, Fungi, Ascomycota, Sordariomycetes, Hypocreales, Clavicipitaceae.